Molecule: messenger RNA, 225 nt
Organism: Metarhizium robertsii ARSEF 23
Lineage: Eukaryota; Fungi; Ascomycota; Sordariomycetes; Hypocreales; Clavicipitaceae
Exons: 1
Coding region: 1-225 (74 amino acids)
Source: RefSeq, a predicted model, not a curated record
AUGUCCGUCAUCGUCAUCGUGGCUGUCGCCGCGCAGUUUGUCGUUCGAGAACUCAAAGCAGAGACGCAGUUCAUCGCAAACAUCACGGAAGGUAAUGAGGUCACUGCCACUAACUUGGAAGCUUGCGGCAAAGGCACCCGGAUCCUCUUCUUCGCCGAUAGUGAAGUGUCAAUACAUUCCAAGCGACAGCCCGCAUUGACGACGUCACCGCCGCGCUCGUCAUAA